Panicum virgatum (switchgrass) is the source of this 2659-nucleotide messenger RNA. RefSeq lists its product as uncharacterized. The transcript has 16 exons. Gene Ontology annotation, biological process: DNA-templated transcription. Bases 1 to 2046 code for a protein of 681 amino acids. Lineage: Eukaryota; Viridiplantae; Streptophyta; Magnoliopsida; Poales; Poaceae. The record is from RefSeq and is a predicted model, not a curated record. Gene Ontology annotation, cellular component: RNA polymerase III complex; nucleus.
AUGGCGACCGGCGGGGACAAGCCCCCGUCCCUCGAUGCCGACGUCGACAUGGCCGACCUCGCCUCCCUCGACGCCCCGGCCGCCUCAUCCGCCGCUGCGGCCGGCGCCCCCUCCACCCGCUUCCGCCCCAGGGCCAAGGGCAAGCCCAAGCCGAAGCCCGAGGCCCCCAAGCCCGAACCGCUGGCCGUACCCAAAUCAGAGCCGGAUCCCGAACCGGAGCCGGUGCCGGAGCCCUUGGCCGCCCCCGCGCCGCCGCCGGAGGAUGAUCGCGUGGACGCUAUGGAGGUCGACGGGGCGGGGGACGCUGCUGGUCCCGGAGAGGGGGCGGAGGAGGAGGCGGAGGCGGAGGAGGAGGACUUCGUGGUGCGCGAGAUCGAUGUGUACUUCACCCCCAAGCCCUUCGACGACGACACUAAGCUGUACAUUAUGCAAUAUCCCCUGAGGCCAUGUUGGCGCCCAUAUGAGUUAAAUGAAAUAUGCGAAGAGGUUCGCGUGAAGCCAUUGAGUUCAGAAGUUGAAGUUGAUUUAAGUGUCAAUAAACAGAGUGAAAAUUAUGACCAAGAGGCACCUUUGGGACUGACAAAACAGACACUUUCAUCAUCAAAAGCAGAAGAUGUUUCUGAUUAUGCGGUUGGAGUUCUUAAAGGCAACUUGGUUCAUUUAAAUCAUAUUGAUGCAGUGGUGCAAAUGCGACCAUCAAUGUCACAUGUAAUUUCUGGUCGAGCAUAUAAUAGGCAGGCUUUACAAUCUCGGGAAAUGAAUGGUGGUGCUAGUGGUUCAAAGGCUCCAUCUCGUAAGGGAGAUGAGCGCCCAGAAGAUUCCAAGGACCACGCAGAAGAUUCUCAGCCAUGGAUUUCUCUCACAUACCAGCCAACAGGGAGUAAUAUUGCAAGCAAGUACCAUGAUAAGAUGAUAUCAAAUGAGGGUGUUCCUAUUGAUUUCACAAUGAGCAACUCUGAUUAUGUAAUGUCCUUGUGUCCUGGAGUCUCAACUAGCAGCAAGCAUAUUAACAAAUGCCAAGCAAUAAGGGAGAUGCUUUUGCUACCACUUGAAGAACGCCUGAAAAAAUGGUUCACUGAGGUUUCAGAAGUAAACCAAUAUGAUGCUCUGAAGCACCUUGCUCCUACCUAUUCAGAGGAAGAAAUCCUGAAAGUCCUUCCAGACUAUGCAUAUUUAGUGCGUGGUUUAUGGGUCUGCAAAAGUUCUUUGUUGUUUGAUGAUGGAUAUGCUUCCAAAAGAGACAGAAUUCUUCUUGAAUUUACAAAAAGGGAGUCCAUCCCUGAGAAAAUUCUACAAGUAUGGAUAAAACCGGAUGACCUUAGGAGGAAGAGGAUACUGGUUCCAUUGUGUAAAAGACGUGGAGUUCUGAAGGACUAUAAAUUUAUAUCCUCAGAUUUGUCCUUUCUCAAACGCUAUCCUCAUAUAGUCAAUGAACAAGAGUCUGCUUGGUCCACUCACGAGAUGACUAUCCGAGAGUCUCUUGAAGUGUCCAAUAAAGUGGCACGGAAUACCAGGAAUUUGACCAGACCUAAUGUUGCUUCUAAAGGGCCCAAUCCAAAUAUGAGCAAGGGUAGGGAUGGCCCUGCUCAAGGAAGUGAUGACCAUGCGACUGUUUUGGGUACUGUUUUCACUGCCAACAAAGUUCGCAGCAUGCAGGCAGUUGUUAGAGACUUGCGUCAAUUGGCUGCAAAAUAUGCUUCCAAUAGAAAGGAUGGAUCAAAACUGCAAGCUCUGUCCAAGGCUGCAAAAGAUUGUGCAUCACUCCCUCAUGAUAAGCUCAAACAAUCAAUAUCUCUAGUUGCUGUUGAUGUUCAUGAUGUCUAUGUUGCAAAGCAUGAGGAGAAGUCUAGUAUACGGAACAUACUCAUUGCUCUCUUCCGUAAGAAAGAACCCAAUGCAACAUUGACCAAGCAGGAAAUUCUUGCUUCUGCUGCGAAGUAUUUAAAAAGAGAGAUUACUGAUAAGGAGUACCAUCAGGCCGUGACUGAAGUCUGCAUUUCUACUGAAGAUGGGCACUUGGUUUUGAAAAGUGGUGACGAGCCCUGAGUUCACUAUGAUAUUUGAAGGUCCAAGAUGGACUUCUUCAAGGGACAGCGAGACCUUACCUGAAAAUGGUGUCAAUACUUAUGGUGUUUUAUCAUGAAAUGGAAGGGAGAUAUCACCUGAUAAGCUCUGGAAAAAUAGAGAACGUUUUUACAAUGUCAUCAGGAUAAGGUGGCCAGCAAGGAAUACAAGAACCAGACUUUUACCAGAUUCUUAACUGACAGCUGGAAGAUUUUUUGGGCCUCAUCAUAUUACCUACCCUGGUUACAAAUUUCUUAGUGUUAUAUAAUAUUGGUCGAUCAGCUUUUUGGAGUAUUGCAAGUUCUGCAGGGUUAGCAAAAUUUAGUACAUAACCAGUCAGCCAGUCUCAUAGCCUAUCAUUAAACAUAGUUUCUGCCACUUAUAGACCUUGACCUUAUCAUGGUUACGGUAUUCAUUCCUUCCAUGGAAACAAGGUAACUGAGAAAGCUUGGUAGGGUUGUGCCGAAUUUGGAAAUGGCUGUUGCCAUGGUUGGAAUAAUAUUUCAGCUGGUUAAUGUUGCGUAUAUUUUUUUGCUCUUAAUCUCCUCGGUUGCGAACAUACCAUUGCACUCCAGUUUAAACUUCAUUUUUUUUA